Molecule: messenger RNA, 5157 nt
Organism: Trichosurus vulpecula (common brushtail)
Lineage: Eukaryota; Metazoa; Chordata; Mammalia; Diprotodontia; Phalangeridae
Product: ATP-binding cassette sub-family A member 3-like
Exons: 31
Coding region: 1-5157 (1718 amino acids)
Biological process (GO): lipid transport; transmembrane transport
Cellular component (GO): intracellular membrane-bounded organelle; membrane
Molecular function (GO): lipid carrier activity; ATP hydrolysis activity; ATP binding
Source: RefSeq, a predicted model, not a curated record
AUGACAAUUAGGCUGUUUAAACUUCUUCUCUGGAAAAAUUAUAUCUUAAAGAAGCGCAUGUUUCUAUCGAGCAUCGUAGAAGUCUUAGUGCCAUUGCUGUUUGCUGGAGUUUUAAUUUCACUUCGUUUGAAGAGCAAACCACAAUAUAAGGAUACUAUAAGAUAUGAUCCUUUAUCCAUUGAUGAUCUACCCGAAGUCUUCGUUCAAUCUUUUCCACCAGAUUUCCUGUUUCUAUUCUAUCUCCCUUCUGGUAAUGAUGUUGCGAGGACCAUUGCUGAGAAAGUGUCAGAGUCCUUCCAGCUUACUUUAAGAGUUGAGGCAUAUUCUGAAGAAGAGAUUCAGAAAGGAGGCUUGUUUCCCCUCAUAUUUUCUACAAUUAUUUUUACUCAGCUCUACGGAAACAGAAGUACACACCUGCCACUUGCGCCUCUGAUGUUCAGUGCUUCUGAGAACUUCUUUGAGAUGUUAGUAGAUGAAGAGAAAAUAGUGAAAGCUAAUGAACAUAAUCCAUUAGAGUGGACACUGGUUGAUUACCACCUGCGCUUUCCUUUCCUCCAAAAGUUUCCUAAGCAACUUGAGAAAGAAGAGAUAGCACAAGUGGUAGAUGGAUGGAAUACCCACCUUCUUUUUCCAGUUUUUGUAUUUUCCGGCCCUAGACAGGCUUCCCUUGCUGACGGAGGAUUGCCUGGAUAUUUCCGAGAAGGGUUUCUGUCUCUGCAACAUGCUGUCAACAGAGAAAUCAUGUAUUACCACAUGAAUGACUCUAUGACUCAGCAGUAUGAGAAAAUCACCAUUACUAUGAAGAGGUUCCCGUAUCCAUCUUACAUUCAGGACCCAUUCGUUUCAGUGUUAGACGAAAAUUUUUCCUUGUUGAUCAUGCUGGGCUUCCUUUGCACUUCAGUCUCCAUCAUCCGUGUCAUUGUUCAGGAAAAAGAAAGAAAAGUGAAGGAGUAUAUGCGCAUCAUGGGACUUAGCAACUGGCUGCAAUGGAGUGCAUGGUUCUUCAUGUACAUGCUUUUCUUCAUUAUUGUUAUCUCAAUUAUGAUCAUACUCUUCUCUCUGAAGGUGCAUUAUAAUGUGUCAGUGCUCACAAACAGUGACCCAACUUUGGUGUUUUUCUUUCUAUUAUGUUUUGCCAUUGCCACCAUCUCCUUCAGCUUUAUGAUUAGCGUGUUCUUUAGUAAAGCUAACCUAGCAGUUGCCACAGGAGGUGUUAUCUAUUUCCUCUCCUAUCUUCCAUUCUUCUACAUCAGUAUUAACAUCUUCCAUGUGACUCACCAUAUAAAGCUAGUCUGCUGUCUCUUUUCAAAUGUUGCCAUGGCAUUGGGGGUACUUUUCAUGAUCAGACUUGAAGGAAAAGGGGUAGGUAUUCAAUGGAAACAUGUGUUGAAGAUUUCCAUGUCUGAGGAAUUCGGCUUUGGAGAGAUGCUGAUAAUGCUGCUAAUUGACAGUGUUUUAUAUGGCUUGGUGACCUGGUAUGUGGAGGCUGUCUUCCCAGGGAAAUAUGGUAUACCUCAGCCUUGGUACUUCUUCGUGAUGCCCUCCUAUUGGUCUGGAAGGCCAAGUAAUGCUUCAAAGAAAGAAGAGCUGGAGAAUGAUGUUAAUACACCUCAGAGAAACACUUAUAUUCAGGAUGAACCUACAGACUUGGCUGCAGGAAUAAAAAUUUGUAAUCUGUCCAAGGUAUUUAAGUCAAAGAAUACCAUUAAAAAGGCAGUAAACAACCUGACAAUGAAUAUGUAUGAGGGGCAGAUCACUGUGCUUCUUGGACAUAAUGGAGCAGGGAAGACCACUACCCUGUCCAUACUGACAGGUCUUUUCCCUCCUACAAGUGGACAGGCAUACCUCAGUGGUUAUGAGAUCUCACAGGACAUAGUUCACAUCCGGAAAAGCCUGGGCUUAUGCCCACAACAUGACAUCUUGUUUGAUUACAUGACAGUUGGUGAACACCUUUCUUUCUAUGUUCAGUUGAAAGGAAUAAGUGGUAAAGAUUGCUCUGAUGAAAUCAAUUAUAUCUUGAGUAUUCUUGACCUGGAGAAUAAGCGCAACACAAUUUCAAAGUCUCUGAGUGGAGGAAUGAAGCGCAAGCUCUCCAUUGGCAUCGCACUCAUAGGAGGAUCUAAGGUGGUGAUGCUGGAUGAGCCAACAUCUGGUAUGGAUCCAGUCUCACGGCGAGCCACAUGGGACCUCCUUCAAAGUCAGAAAAGUAACCGCACUAUUCUAUUGACUACCCACUUUAUGGAUGAAGCUGAUAUUCUGGGAGACCGCAUUGCCAUCCUGGCAAAGGGGGAACUGCAGUGCUGUGGCUCUUCACUUUUCCUCAAACAAAAAUAUGGUGCAGGAUACCAUAUGACCCUGGUGAAGGCGCAACACUGUAACAUACAUGAAAUUGAAAGUCUUGUUCAUGAACAUAUACCAAAUGCCUCUUUGGAGAGCAAUAUAGGAGCUGAGUUAUCAUUUAUCUUGCCCAAAGAAAAUGUGCACAGGUUUCAAGAUUUGUUUGCAGAACUGGAAGAGAGACAAGCAGAGCUGGGCAUCUCUAGCUUUGGGGCUUCUGUUACCACCAUGGAAGAAGUCUUCCUUAGGGUUAGCAAACAGGCUGAUUCUAGCAUGGAUCUGAAGUUCAUCGAACUCCCUUCUAUAAGAACCCAAACCACUUUCAGAUCAAAGAAGAAAAUGGAUCUCACUGUCUUAUACCAGAAGUCUACUAUUUUCGAUGUGGAGUACAACUCUAAGUACAAGCUUCAUUGGCAGAGAUUCUACGCCAUGUUUAUUAAGAAGGUAUUAUUCACUUGGCGCAACUGGAAGAUGAUGGUAGCACAGGCAAUUAUUCCUCUGCUUUGUGUAAUAUUAGUUAUGCAGGUCUUUCAAAUGGAUUUAGACACAAAGGAAACCCCUAUGUUACGUCUGACUUUGAACCAGUAUGGCCGUACAACUGUGCCUUUCUUCAUCUCUGAGACUUCUAGGCUGCAUCCAAAACUCUCAGAUCACAUUUCAAACACUAUUCAAGCUGAGGGACAUGUGCCAUUGGAAGCUUUAGAGCCCAUAGAAGAUUUCCUGUUAUUGAAGGCAAAAGAGGAACCUGAUAUCUUCGAUAAGAAGUUUCUUAUGGCAAUGUCCGUUCAAGAGCAGGAGGAUCAAACAAUCGUCACUGCUCUAUUCAAUAACCAGGCUUACCAUACUGCUCCCAUGGCCUUGUCAAUGGUGGAAAAUAUUUUCUACAAGUUAUUUUUUGACUCCAGGGCUUCCAUUACAGUAACCAAUGCACCUGAGCAGCCACCAACUUUUACAUCUGUUUAUGGAAACCUCUUUCAGGGCCCUAAGGGACAUUUUAUUUCCAUUUCCGUGAUUUUUGGAAUGUCAUUCAUGGUCAGUUCAUUUGCCGUUCUGGCAAUCAGUGAUCGAGUCGUAAAGUCAAAACAUAUCCAGUUUAUCAGUGGAAUCUCUGCAGCUCAUUACUGGCUCCCUUUCCUAUUGUGGGAUUUAUUCAUCAUCUUCAUUAACAGCUUGCUACUUCUGUCCUUAAUGAAAGUAGUAGAUGAAAAAGCUUACAUCCAAAAAGGCCACCCUGAAGCUACCAUUGUGAUGUUAAUGCUGUAUGGCUGGUCUGUCAUCCCUUGCAUGUACCUGAUGAGCUUCCUCUUUUCCGGUUCUGCUUCUGGGUGUGCCAAACUCAUAAUUCUAAACAUCAUUACAGGCACUGUUCCAUUCAUCGUUAUCUCUAUCACAGGGCAAAAUGAACUAGCCCUUCCAAAGGUUACCAAAAGUUUGGAUGCUAUGUUCCAGUUACUACCAAAUUAUGACCUAGCAAUGGCUUUCGCCAACAUGUAUUAUAACUAUGAAAUCAAACAAUUAUGUAAAAUUAUGCAAGUUCCAAAGGAAAGGUGCAAAAACUUGACCCAUCUUGUACCUCAAGAAGAUAUCUACGCAUGGCAGUCUCUUGGAAUUGGAAAGUAUUUGACCUCCAUGGCUGUAACUGGCUUUGUUUUUCUCCUAUUGCUUUUCUUCAUUGAGACAAACCUCUUCAGGAAACUGAAAAUCUCUUUCCGUAAGAUCUUCGAGAGAGAGAAAUCGUCACAGGUGCAUACCAGGCCAUCUUUGAUUUUCAAAGACCAAGAUGUGGAAAAUGAGAGAGAGAGAAUCCUGAAUUCACUUCCAGAGCUAUUGCAGACCACCCCUCUAAUCACUAAAGAACUCACAAAGGUGUAUAGCCAUAGGAAGGCACCUGUCCUUGCUGUGAACAAGAUCUCACUCACAGUCCAGAAAGGAGAGUGUUUUGGGCUGCUGGGCUUCAAUGGAGCUGGGAAAACUUCCACCUUCAGAAUGCUGACUGGGGAAAGCAUCAUCACAUCUGGAGAUGCCUUUAUCAAUGGAAAGAGCAUCCUCAGUAACCUCAAAACGUUACAGGGACAAAUUGGCUACUGUCCUCAGUUCGAUGCCCUGCUGGACCACAUGACGGGACGGGAAAUUUUAACCAUGUAUGCCCGGAUAUGGGGCAUUCCUCAGACCGAAAUCAAAUCUCAUGUGCAAAAUAUGAUACAGAAGCUGCUCCUGGUCCCCCACGCAGACAAACUUGUCAAAACAUACAGUGGUGGCAACAAGCGUAAGCUGAGCACUGGUAUUGCUCUUAUGGGAAAUUCCUCAGUUGUAUUCCUGGAUGAGCCAUCUUCUGGUGUGGAUCCUGUGGCUCGGCGCCUGCUCUGGAAUGCAGUGACUGAGACUCGUCAGCUUGGCAAGGCUAUUGUCAUUACCUCCCACAGCAUGGAAGAGUGUGAAGCCCUGUGCACCAGGCUGUCCAUCAUGGUGAAUGGACAAUUCAAGUGUCUGGGCAGCCUACAGCACCUCAAGAGCAAAUAUGGGAGUGGCUACACCCUACUGGCCAAAAUUAAAGGUGACACUGAUAAGGAAGAAAAGAUGGCAAUUGAGACAUUCAAAACAUUUGUGAAAGAGACCUUUCCAGGCAGUACCCUGGAAGAGGAGCACCAAGGGAUGGUCCAUUACCACUUGCCCAAAGAGAACCUCAAAUGGUCACAGGUGUUCGGCAUCUUGGAAGAAGUCAAAGACAGGUAUAAACUGGAUGACUAUUCUGUAAGUCAAGUCUCACUGGAACAAGUCUUCUUGAGCUUUGCCCAUUUACAAGACUCAGAAACAGAUUGA